Salvelinus fontinalis (brook trout) is the source of this 3910-nucleotide messenger RNA. It is a transcript of the gene gpat2, whose product is annotated as glycerol-3-phosphate acyltransferase 2, mitochondrial. Gene Ontology annotation, cellular component: mitochondrial membrane. Lineage: Eukaryota; Metazoa; Chordata; Actinopteri; Salmoniformes; Salmonidae. The transcript is spliced from 23 exons. The record is from RefSeq and is a predicted model, not a curated record. The coding region runs from base 196 to 2670 and encodes 824 amino acids.
AUUACUUGUCCUGCAGGCAGAAGCUAUCUGCGCUGAACGGUAGUGUAGGCUACUAGUGGCUCCCUUUUGAUUUGCAUGUGUCAUCUCACGGUCAGGAACAGGGAAGGCUUCAAUUCGACUGUCAGUAGGACUAAAAGGCAGACAACUCCGAUCACAGGUCCCUGAGAGAGUGACACAACUGUGGAACGAACCACCAUGGUGCAGGAGAGUGGGUAUGGCUUUACUGAAGCCCUCAUCUCCCAGGGCACUCAACAGAAGAGACCAGCAUUGUCGUGGGGGUCGAAGAUCAAGAAGAAGCUGAAGACUGUAGCUCCCUACCUCGGCAAAUUCAGACCAUCUGUAGGACAAUGUUGCCACCAGUGUACCCCUGACAGCCUGGGCAAGAAGCUGGGACAGACCAUACCCUCUCUGGGGUUCCAUAAUCUACUGAGUGUCAAUGAGACCCACACCAGGUAUCGUGGUUGGCUAGUGAGGAGAGUGUGCUGUGUGCUGUUGGUCAGAGGCUGCAGGGUCUACCCUAGUCCUGCUACUGACAGAGUGGAGCGAGUCUCCCAAAGCAACAGGGUGCAGAAGGCUCUCUCCUCACCAGACAUAGCACCAGCGGGGGGAGACACCCGGGGUUUACUCACCCACCUUACCCCCUACUUCCCCCUCAUCAACACCUGCAUCUCACCACAGCUUCUACGGCUGGUAGGCUGGGUGUUGCUGAAGGUGUUUGGGUCAGUGUUCUGCAGUGUCCAGGUCAACCUAAACCACAUGGCUCCCCUGCACAGAGCCUCAAAGCAGGGUGCGUCACUGGUGUAUGUGUGUGUGCCUCAGAGUAUCGUGGACUCUGCUCUCAUCCCCCUGGUUCUCUUCUGUCACAACCUGAGAGUGCCAUACACACUCUGUCACCUACAGAUACACAACAACUGGUUCAGGUCAGUCCUGCAGAGACUUGGCGUGGUCCUCCUCCCACCAGAUCCAAUCACAGAACAGGAAGCAGAGACCGACAACCUCUACUCAUCAGUCAUGACCUCCUUGGUUGGUGAGUUGCUGUGUGAAGGCCAGGUACUGAGUGUGUGUGUGUCAGGAGAGAGUUGGCGAGGAGGGCAAUGGUUGGCACGCAUCAGACUGGCUGUGAGAGAGGGAGUGGUGCCUGACGUCCACCUGGUUCCAGUGGGCAUCUCCUAUGACUGUGUGCCCAACACCAGCACACCGGUUGGUCUGCUGUCUGCUCUGAGGUGUGGGUUCUCCUUGCUGUGCGGCAACCGACAGAAAAGUAGCGUGAGGAUCCACUUCGCCCAGCCCUUCUCUCUGAAGGAGAUGUGUGACACAGGGAGGUGUCGUGUGGAUGGAGGGCGCCCUCUACAAGAUCUCCUGCUCCCUACCAUUCUACACAACAGGUCUGAUGCGAUAUUUGGCCAGAGGAUGAUGUCAUGGAUCCUGCCCCCUCGUUAUUUUCCUGAGCUCUGCCAAUCAGAGAGAGACCUCAGCAUUGCCCUCACCCUGCACCUCACCUACUCCUCUAUGUCCUGCAUGGCUGUGAUGUCCACUAGCCUGGUUUCCUGUCUUCUACUGCACAAACACCGCAAGGGUGUAUGUCUGUCUGUGUUGUGUCGUGACGUGGCCUGGCUGCUGGAGGAAAUCUUGUUCAGGAACAGAGAUGUGGGCUUUGGGGGGAGUCUGGUUGGGGUGGUCUACCACUCCCUCACCCUCCUCACCCCUCACCUCACCCUCGCUGCCCAUCCCAAAGACAGGUCUGAUCCCCUCAUCGCUCCCCACCCCUCUCUCUCCGCCACUCUCUCGCUUUCCCGCCAUUCCCAGAUACUCACACACACCUUCCUCCAUGAGGCCGUCGGAGCGUGUGCGGUGUCGGCCAUGCUGUGUGAGGUGGCAGGCUGCGGGGGCAGCAGCAGGAUCAGGGGUGAAGAGAUUAAAGGUGACGAGGUCAGAGGGGAGAUGGAGUUUGACGUGGCACUGUGUCAAGAGGAACUGACUGAGAGAGCCCUGCAACUCACACACUUACUGCCCCCGGGGUAUAUACCUCCAUGUCAGUCAGCUCAUGGCUUUGCUCUGGAUGCAGUGGACACACUGGUGCGCUGUGGCAUCCUUGUGAUGGAAGAGGUUCCUAGCGACACGCCGAUCUGUGAUUUCUGGAGGAAGCAGGGUGCUCUGACCUGGAGUGCUUCAGAUGACCAUUCUGACUGUGAAGAAGGAGAGGCACGCUCCUUCAAGUUGAGCCAGCCCAGCCAGUGUCCAGAACUGCUUUUCUUCCUGUGCAGUCUGAUGGCUGGCUACCUGAGGGCCCUGUGCUGGGCUACAGAGGGUUUAGACAUCCUAGACACUCCGCUACCAGAGGCUGUGUGUUUGGGCCAGAUACACUCCCACCUGUGUGACACCGCCCAGAGGGACAGGGGACACUAUGAGAGCUGCUCAGAGGAGGUGGCACGUGUGACAGUCAGGACGCUGACAGACAUGGGGUGUCUGUGUGUCAGGUGCUGGUUGAGGAUCAGCAGAGAGGAUGUGUGUUCCUGGGAGUCAGUCCACUCUUCCAACAGACAGACAACAGACAGAAACUCCACAGCUUUGUAUCCCAGUUCCUCUAUGACUAAUACACACACACCACAAGAGAAAGAUCAAGCAGUGAAUGAGAGUAAAGUCUAUAUAGUGAAGCUCUAUAAUGUUUAGCCUGCUCUUAUUGACUUUCAUGUGUUUACAUGAUCAAGUCGUUGGAAUUAAGUUCACAUUUUACUGUUCUCCUCAUCAGGCAAUUUUUUUGUUUAAUCUCAAUGCGUGUUUCAGUUUAGUAAAAGACUUUGCAUGAGUCUAUAAUGGACCGGAACAUUGGGUCUUGUGUCAGUUUAGUAAAAGACUUUGCAUGAGUCUAUAAUGGACCGGAACAUUGGGUCUUGUUUCAGUUUAGUAAAAGACUUUGCAUGAGUCUAUAAUGGACCGGAACAUUGGGUCUUGUGUCAGUUUAGUAAAAGACUUUGCAUGAGUCUAUAAUGGACCGGAACAUUGGGUCUUGUUUCAGUUUAGUAAAAGACUUUGCAUGAGUCUAUAAUGGACCGGAACAUUGGGUCUUGUUUCAGUUUAGUAAAAGACUUUGCAUGAGUCUAUAAUGGACCGGAACAUUGGGUCUUGUGUCAGUUUAGUAAAAGACUUUGCAUGAGUCUAUAAUGGACCGGAACAUUGGGUCUUGUUUCAGUUUAGAUGUUGCCUUUGGCCAAGGAUGUAUAGUGAUGACUUGGCUUGGAACCGUUUUGGACACACCAGAGAAAUUGAGAGAAGAUGUGUGUUUCUAGUGUUAAUGAUGUAGAAUAGCAUCAUAUAUGAUGCUCUUUGUUACGUUGAUGUUAUUAAACCUAGAAAUGUUUUUAUUUUCUGAAUCCAUCAUUGCUCUGCUUUCACAAACCUGAAGCAUCACUCUCCAUUAGAAGUGAUAAGGGUCAUAAUGAUUGAGAACAAUCCCUAUAAAACUAAUGUGUGGGCAGCCAUUCAGUUUAUUGUUUGCCAAGUGUUCACAUAAUUAACAAUGGUUUAUGGACUAGAGGUCAGUUUAGAUUCGAACUCUUGGGUCUUAUCAAGUCUAGGCAGUAUAUUUCUAUCAUGCCUGUUCUUGGCAGUGUAUAUCUAUAACUGUUCUAGGCCAGGGAUCUCCAACCCUAUUUCUGGAGAGCUACCAUCGUAUAGGUUUUUACUCCAACCCUAAUCUAGCAAAAAUAUAUAAUAAAUUAAACUAAAUCAUUUCAAACCAUGCUUACAUUUGUAUAUGAUCACUGUUAUGCAUGGAAAUACUUUGGAACAGAUUUCCCAAAAUGUUAAUGUUUUUUAUGUCCAAUGAAAAUUGAAAACCUAUACAGUACCAGUCAAGUUUGGACACCUACUCAUUCAAGGGUUAUUCAUUAUUUUUUACUAUUUUCUACAU